AUGGCGUCAGGAGCACCGGAGCGGAGUGCAGGCGGUGUGCCGCUGCACGUCGAGCCGAUGCAGCAAAGCACCAGCGUUGGAGCUGAAAAUAACGAUGCGCUUAGUGAGCUGGGCGAAGAGGAGGAAAUUUACGAAAGCGAGACGCCGUCCGAGAGCGGGACAGAGGGCCUGACGUGGAUCUCGUGGUUCUGCUCGCUGGCAGGGCACCAGUACUUUGCCGAGGUUGCAGAGGACUUUAUUGAAGACGAUUUUAAUCUCACCGGCCUCAAUUUUCUGGUGCCCUUCUACAAAGAGGCGCUCGAAAUGAUCCUCGAUAUCGAGCCGCAAGAGGACUCGCUCAAGAUUCCGGACGUGUCGAUCGUGGAAUCGUCCGCGGAGCUGCUCUAUGGACUGAUCCAUCAGCGCUAUAUCAUCACCCGGCAAGGAAUGCAGCAAAUGGUCGACAAGUUCGAAGAGGGGCACUUUGGCGUCUGCCCCCGCGUCUUUUGCAACUCGCAGCUGGUCCUGCCUUGUGGCCGCUCUGAUCUGCCGGGCCUCGACACGGUCAAGCUCUUUUGCCCCAACUGCCUUGAUACCUACAUUCCCCCAAGCAGCCGCUUCCACGGCAUUGACGGCGCCUUCUUUGGCACGACCUUUCCCCACCUGCUCCUACAGUGCUACCGCGAUCUGGCCCCUUCGAUCAUUGCACCCGCCACAACCUCUGUCUCGAGCACGCCGCAAGAGGACAGUUCCCCUGCAAAAGAUGCGCCGAUGGACGUGUCGCCGGACGCUUCGACACAGCCCACAGCCAAGGCCAGCGCACUGACGCCGGCACGCCUCGGGCGAAAAACGCCGCAUACCGGGAUCUACAUUCCGCGCAUCUAUGGCUUCCGCGUCAGCGAAUUCGCGACCAGCGGGCCGCGCAUGCAGUGGAUGCGGCUCCGGCCGCACGCCCUCGCUGAGCUCGAACCGAGGUAG
Molecule: messenger RNA, 957 nt
Organism: Malassezia japonica
Lineage: Eukaryota; Fungi; Basidiomycota; Malasseziomycetes; Malasseziales; Malasseziaceae
Gene: CKB1
Product: casein kinase 2 regulatory subunit
Exons: 6
Coding region: 1-957 (318 amino acids)
Biological process (GO): regulation of transcription by RNA polymerase III
Cellular component (GO): protein kinase CK2 complex; UTP-C complex; cytoplasm
Molecular function (GO): protein kinase regulator activity
Source: RefSeq, a predicted model, not a curated record